GUUGUCCUCGGGAGUCUUCGUACGCGCGAAUCUCAUCAGUCCGAUGCGGACCGCGCUCACGUCGAUAUCGGUAAUUCGUGCGUACCGUGUUCGUGCUCGCGCGCGGCGUGAUAUUUCGUUUCGCGUAACGCGGUGCGUCUCUCGCCACGGCUGUCAACGUAAGCGACGUGUCAAAGGACGUCGACUGUCUCCUCAUUCCGCGUGUGUAUGUGUGUUUAGUGUCCCUGUGUGUGCUGCCCACCGUAUCCCGGAUGCCCGAUGUGUCCCGCACAGCGGAGUACGCGGGCGGCGUCGCUAUGCGACGGUGAACGCCGAUGACACACGGGGCUUUCAUCCUCGCGUGGCGCGCGACAUCGGCCAGCAGGAUCGCGGUUGAGAGAACACCCGUGGCCUAGACGGCAGGAUUUUCGGGGCUACGAGAAGCUGCGCCUCGGAUCGAUCGACGACCGGACACCUGGAGGUGGUAGACAUCAAGGAGAAAAGAGGAUGAGAGGAGGAGUCGAUCCGCCGUCGAAGGUGAGGCGAGGUGGAACCGACUGAAAAAGAGAAGAAAAAGAAGAAAAAAAGAAGAAGGCUGAAAGUGAAGAAGAGACGCGGUGGAGGAGACGGCGGAGAGGGGUCGAAAGGUUGAGCGACCUACGGACCACGACGAGGAGGAGGUGGUGGCGGGGAGAGGGUAGACGGGGAAGAAAGAGGAGGAGAAGGAGAACGACCGGUGGAGAAGGACGGAGAAAUGAUCUUGGUAGGUGACUGGCAAAGUGCUUCGGUGGUCGACUCCUCGACGAAAGGCAGAUAGCGCCGCCAUUAGUCGUUGCCGGGGCACGGAACAUCGGGCCCAUGCGCGUUGCGGCCCUGGCCGUGGGUGAGGAGGGUGAGGAGGAAGAGGAAGAGGACGAGGACGAGGAAGAGGAGGCGGAGGACCGAACGGGGCAUCGCCACGAGGUUCGCGGGCUCGCGAUGUGCCCCGCGGCUACGGCGGCAGUGGGGGGCAGAAGUCGACAGCCCGCCACGAUGUGUCCGAUUUUCUUUGUGCUGCUGCUGCUGUUACCUGUCUGGAUCCUGACGAUCGUCGUCGAUGCGUCUCCCCUUCAUCCCGUACCGCCGCACAGAGAUAUCACGCGCAACUCAUACAUCGGAUAUUACGAGGCAGCUACUUAUGACACCGCGACCUUGAGACAACAUCGCAAUCGGAUACGUCGCGACGUCACCGACUCCGAGCAACCUCUGAUUUUACACCUGAAGACGCUUGAUAGAUUCUGGACGAUACGGUUAGUUCACGACGCGAGUCUGUUCAGCAAGGACGCAUCUUUUGAAAGUACGGACGGACCAAUAUCCUUCGACACGUCGCAUUCUUAUGUCGGUACUAUUUUAGAGGACGAGAGCGCCAUGGUGCAGGGCGUCGUUACGAAAGAUGGUCUAUUCGACGGUAGCAUCGUGACCAGAUUCGAAGAGUAUUACAUCGAGCCGACGAGCAGGUAUUUGAAUAAAAAUGAAGACACGUCGCCGCCCUAUCACAGCAUAGCUUAUCGUACUUCCGACGUUACCACCCCGCCGCAUGCAUCGUGUGCCAGUCAUCAGCUGCACCAAGAGGGAGCUCUUCGUGAUUCCUUCGAUAGAUACAACAACUCACAGGGAUUCUACGAGCCCUUGCUCGGCGAACACGUCGCUCUCUACUCGAGGGAAAACAACGCGAGGGUGUUAACAUUGGAAACGAAUAACGAGGGUGAUUACAUAGACGCUAUGAGCAACAGAGAUCGGAUUGCGAGGCAUCUGCACAAGCGCGCAACGGUAGAUCCUCGGAAAACUACCUGCAUGCUCUACUUGCAAGCGGACCAUCAGUUUUUCGCGCGAUACGGCACGGAGGAAGCCUGUAUUGAGGUGAUGACGAGGCACGUGCAGAGAGUCAACUCUAUCUACAAACACACGGACUUCAAUCAAGAUGGACGGCCGGAUAACAUCAGCUUUAUGAUAAAACGUGUCAAAGUGCACAGCGAGGAUGCGCUGAGAGAUCCUAAUUAUCGUUUCCCAGGCAAUUACGGUGUGGAGAAAUAUUUAGAGCUCUUCUCAGAGGAGGAUUAUGACGCAUUUUGCCUGGCUUAUAUGUUCACGUAUCGCGACUUUGAAAUGGGAACUCUGGGAUUAGCGUGGACGGGCGAUUUGAAGAACGCCGGCGGCGUAUGUGAGAAGAACGGGCAUUACCGUGGUAGCAUGAAGUCACUCAACACCGGCAUAGUGACCCUAUUAAAUUACGGGAAGCACGUACCGCCUGCGGUCUCUCACGUUACUUUGGCUCACGAGAUCGGCCACAACUUUGGCUCGCCGCACGAUCCGGAACAAUGUACACCGGGCGGCGAGGAUGGCAACUUUAUAAUGUUUGCCCGUGCUACCAGUGGUGACAAGCGUAACAACAAUCGCUUCAGCCCAUGCAGCCUGAACGCCAUAAAUCCCGUGCUCAACAGCAAGGCACGUUCACCGAAGGGAUGCUUUACCGAACCGCAAGUAUCUCUGUGCGGCAACGGCGUGGUGGAGGAAGGCGAGGAGUGCGACUGCGGCUGGGAAGAGGAUUGCCGGGACUCGUGUUGCUUUCCUCAACGCCGUUAUCCGCCGGCCGAGGAGACUCCGUGUACGCUCACACCACGCUCCGUGUGUAGUCCUAGUCAAGGUCCGUGCUGUACCGCCGAGUGUAAUCUCCGUUUCGGAGACAAGUGCAGGGACGACAAUGGCUGUCGCGACGCGAGUUUCUGCGACGGUCGUUCUCCCUAUUGUCCGCCGUCUAUUAAUAAGCCCAAUAAAACCAUUUGCAAUCGCGAACUGGUUUGUUUUAUGGGGGAGUGCACUGGCAGCAUUUGCUUGGCAUACGGAUUGGAAUCUUGCCAAUGCAUACCAGGUCCGAACGAUCCGCCGACGAAGGCUUGCGAGCUCUGUUGCCGACUUCCUGGGGAAAAUCAACCAUGCUCGUCUUCUUUCGACUGGAAUUCUCCACCGUAUGAUAUUCCUGACAUGUUCUCAAAACCGGGAACUCCAUGUAACGAUUAUAACGGCUACUGUGAUGUCUUUCAAAAAUGUCGCGAGGUUGAUCCAAGCGGUCCAUUAGCAACUUUAAGAAAGCUUUUAUUAUCCGACGAGAGCCUCGCUACUUUCAGACGGUGGGUUGCCGAACAUUGGUAUGCCGCCGCUCUGAUAAUUUUAGCAGCGAUAUCAUUACUGGUGGCCAGCAUGAGAUUACUGGGCAAGCGACCAGACUUGAAGUUAAAGUCUGUCACGAUAAUUCACAGUUCUACAACGGAAACGGUGCGACUUCCGCCGGAGGGUGCGGAAGGAGUGACGGUGCAUCCACCAGCAGUGCGCGCCAAGCUUCCUCUUAGUCGAAAGGUCAGGGAAAAAAGGCGUCAUCGCAGGCAUAAAGAAGGUGGCCACGCUGACAAAUCCAACAAUAAAGAUGUUAUAACGAAGAAGAAACAACAAAAUCAGCAAACGAAAAGAUUAUCUACCGGGCAGGUGGAUGAUUUCGCGCGGAAGAGGCCGGCCGAGGCUUUGGCUGCUGCGGCGCAGGAGAAUAAACGAAAAAAGACUACAUCGGUGAAAGAUAAGGGACAAACCGGUAAUAAUCUGGCCGGUGGCAGCAGCGGCGGCGAUAACGAUAAGAGGAAGCGCAAGAAGCAGCAUAGGAAGGAGGUAAUCGACUAUUCGGCAAUCCAGGCAGAAAAAGAACCAGAGCCAAAUGCAGAUCCUAAGAGCAAGGUGCGCUCUUGGCUAUUAGCAUCCUCGCAAUGCCGACCAGAUAUUGGCACGCGGACUAAUAUAAGCGGUUUGCCAAAGAGCAAGUCAACUCCCGUGGGUCUAACAGCUAGCGGGGGUGGUGUGGUAGCAUCCAGGCAACCCGUGGCGCCGGUGUCGAGGCAACAAGCUUCAACACCUGCCCGACGUUCCGGCGCUCUGGAAGCUGGACGAAUGGUGGAAUUGAAAAAUUCAUCGGGUUCUCUCGCCAGAAAAGAACGGGCGAGACUCCAAGUAGUGUACAAGCCGCCGUUCCGGUUUAGUGUAAAGCUACGCAAAUCUGAUAAGGUGGCGCAGGCACCAGCAGGCGCGACUGCGAGUCACGCUAAUGUGAGCAGCAGAACCGCGAAGCUGCCGAGAACUGGAGUACUUCUGCGAACCGCGGCCAAGAGAAAGGAUCGAGUUAGAAUAGGCAGAGCGCGACAAAUCGCGCCUACCGGCAUUGGGAACAGCGGUAGUGAUCUGCCGGAACCGGCCAACUCCGAUUUGCAUACCGUACCCUCUGAUUUGGAAGUACUGUUAUCGGAGAGUGAGUUUCUUUUUUCGGACACGUGACCAUGGGCUUCGAUAGGAACGAGUGUGUUCGAGUUUGUUUCGAGUCGCUACGCGGCUUGUAAGUAGUUUUUAUGUAUUUAUUCUAGCGCAAGAAAGAGAUUACUUUAUUAGGAUAUGCGCGCGGGAUGAUAAAUGCGUUGAAUCGUUAGUGCGUGUAUUAAAGAAAUCCCGUCCGAGAACGUGGAAGGGAAGAGUAGUCUAAUUGAUUUAUUGCCGAAUUUAUCGAUGUUUCGGUUCGUGUUUCAACUAUUUGCCGAUUGUCCUGUGUAUAGGUCGGGAGGACAUAUCGAUUCUUAUCGUUCUUCCUUCCCUCAUCUCUAGAGUAAAGCGAUAGCGCGACGACCGGUUAUAUAUGUUUAUGAUUGCUCGUGCUGUGAUUGUCAGUACGAUGAAAAUGUUUUUCAUGCGCGAUUAGGACAAACGAAAUUUGCGCUUGGACGAUGACGAACGUUGCACCGGCGUUAGUUUUCGACGAUCGAGCCAGUUUUCUUCUUCCAAAGAAAGGGGCCAAAUCAAUUGUUUAAGAAUGACUGGCAAAUAAACGCCGCAAGUAUAUAUACACUGAUCACACUCGCCUAAUAUUUCACGAAACUGUGAAAGCAGAUUAUGUCUUACAAUUCGUUUUCGUCGAUGAUAGCUUUAAAUUUUCGGCGGUCAGUGUGCAACUGAUAUCAUACUCAAAAAGUAAAACGUAUUGAAAGCAAUGCUUUAUCUUAAUAUCUCUUUACACUGUGCCUGUGCUAUUACUCUCUGUACCCUAUUUUUUGACGCUUAAGGAAAAUCACACCUGGUGAAAGUGAAAUUUUCAUUUAUAUAUUGACGAUAUAUCGAUUGUGGUCGAGAAGAUGACAAAAGGAAAGAUGCGUUAAAGCAUAGAUGGCUUUGAUUAAUUGAUUUUAAUCGGUCCUUUCUAAAUUAGCCUUAAUUAUAAAAUGUAGCUAUAAUUUCUACAUCGUCGUUGUUAUAUGAUACGGCUAUAAAAAAAAUUUUAUAUUUUAGAUCUAGUUGUAAUAUUACUAUUACAUAUUUUAUAUUAUAACCCUAGCUAUAUAAUAUAGCUAAAAACAUUACAAAAUACAUUGUACAUUGCAAAUUAUAAUUUUCGUUAUGAUAUAUGUAAUUAAUGUGUAUUUUACGUUAUAGCUAUUAUUGUAAUGUAACGUAUCAUACAUAUAUUAGCUAUAUUUAUCAUAGCUAGGGCUAUGAUAUUGACGCAGAGGAACAAAGCUUAGUAUAUCACGCGCGCGAUCAGAGAGUUAAUCUGACAUUAAUGAGUUGACGUCCAUUUAAGAGAUGACGUCUAUCUAGGACGUCAGGCAACUUUGAAAAGAUCGUCGGAAGGUCCUCUCGUAUCUUCACCGCCCGACCUGCCUGUAACGCGUUAAAGUAACAUUAUUACUCACUUCAGAGAUUCCUAUCGUCAACAAUUCCUAAUCUGCUACAAUUCGUGAAGCAUCCUGUCGGGGAUCUAGUUCGUGUCUUUAGCGCGUCCGCGAGUAAAAUUGCGAGUCGAGUCAACGGCGAAUUGCUUAUAUAUUUUUAAGACUGUACAAUAUCUCUUUAACGAUGCCUGUUCCGUCGAGUUUUCCGUUGCUCGCGAUUACUAUCGUAGGAGACACGUCGUUCCUCCUAUAUUUUAUACUCAAUCUCCAACUCCGAAUAUAUCUCUGGUGCUAACACUUGGUGUACUUACGCCUUUGUCCGUAUUUCCGAGCGUAAUUUCCAUUUGUAAAUAUGCUUUACUGCCCAGACAUUCCUGUUCGCUCUGCGAAAGAUAAGUGGAUUAACUAGAAUCGAUAGAUAUAAUCGUUCUGUUUGCAUUUAGAUUUUUUUCCAAACAUAUUUCUGAUAAGGUAAAGAGAAAAAAAUCUAUACAAUCAAAUAUAUUGUAUACUUAUCAAUAUAGAAAGAGAAACAUUUUUAUAAUUCCAAGAAUUAAAUUAAGAGAAGGAAAUACAAUAUAUAAAUACAUUAAAUUUAAUUCGCGAUGAAGUGAUAGUGCGAAAAAUAUUUUUGUCUUUGUAUUACAAAUAUAUAUUCUAGGAUCCGUUAUAUAAAACGGAUCUCUAUCGAUUCUUAUUAAUUGGCUUGUGUGUUUCUUGCGCAUCGAAAGCGUUUGCUGAGUUUAAGUUCCUUGCACUCGCGGCUCGCGAGCAGUCGGGUGCUAAAAAAAAAAUGUAUCUCGGUACAGAGAGUAUUCACGUGUUCGCGUUUCAAGAGUC
Formica exsecta is the source of this 6554-nucleotide messenger RNA. Its product is annotated as disintegrin and metalloproteinase domain-containing protein 10. Bases 838 to 4332 code for a protein of 1164 amino acids. Gene Ontology annotation, cellular component: plasma membrane. The record is from RefSeq and is a predicted model, not a curated record. Gene Ontology annotation, molecular function: metalloendopeptidase activity. The transcript has 18 exons. Gene Ontology annotation, biological process: Notch signaling pathway; membrane protein ectodomain proteolysis. Lineage: Eukaryota; Metazoa; Arthropoda; Insecta; Hymenoptera; Formicidae.